Molecule: messenger RNA, 1375 nt
Organism: Amborella trichopoda
Lineage: Eukaryota; Viridiplantae; Streptophyta; Magnoliopsida; Amborellales; Amborellaceae
Product: purine permease 1
Cellular component (GO): membrane
Molecular function (GO): purine nucleoside transmembrane transporter activity
Source: RefSeq, a predicted model, not a curated record
AGAGAAACUAAAACUCCAAAAUUCAGAGUUUUUGAUACAGUUAAGGGCACCCCUGCAGAGGUCAUUAAUACCAAACGAAAACAAAAUACUAUAAAGAGAGAGAGAGAGAGAGAGAGGAAUAACCAGUCUCUCCCUCUGGCUGAACCCAAUUCUCUCACAUCUCACAAUGAACAAUGGAGGUGGCCCUGAUCCCAAGAAGAAGAAGCACCAACGCCUCCUCCUCCUCAUAAAUGCCUUAUGCCUCACCUUAGGAGCAACUGGUGGCCCAUUAAUCUCUCGCCUCUACUUCCUCCAUGGAGGCCACAAACUGUGGCUCAGUGCUUUCCUCGAAACCGGAGGAUGGCCUAUCCUCCUCUUCCCUCUUGCUUUCUCUAAGUUUUUCAACAAAACCAACAAGAAAAACCCACAAUCUCAGCAGCAAGAAGGAGAGGAAAGAACCCAUAUAACCUUACCUUUGUUCCUUCAAUGCUCAUUCAUAGGCCUCUUAACUGGUGUUGACGAUUACAUGUACGCUUUUGGUCUCUCUUAUUUGCCUGUUUCGACAUCGGCUUUGUUGAUCGCUUCUCAGCUCGCUUUCACCGCUCUCUUUGCUUUGAUCGUGGUGAGACAUAAAUUCACUGCGUUCUUGACGAAUUCGGUCGUUUUAUUAACUCUGGGUUCGGCUUUCUUGGGUUUGGGAGCUAAUGGUGAUCGGCCUAAAGGUUUGAGUAAUGGCCGGUAUUUUUUGGGGUUCUUCAUGACUCUUGGGGCUGCUGCUUUAUAUGGGUUGGUGCUUCCUUUGAUUGAGUUAAUGUAUGCGAGGUCCAGGCAGAAGAUUACUUACAUGUUGGUUUUGGAGAUGCAGCUUGUUAUGUCUGUUUUUGCAACUGCUUUUUGCGCCGUUGGGAUGCUCAUUAACAAGGAUUUUCAGCAUAUUCCAAAAGAGGCGAGAGCGUUUGACCUGGGAGCAGUUGGGUAUUAUGCAACACUAGUGGGUAGUGGAGUCGCUUGGCAACUCUUCUUUAUUGGAACAGUGGGAUUAAUCUUUUGUGCCAGUUCUGUGGUCAGUGGCAUUAUGAUCGCUUUCUUGAUACCCAUAACCGAGAUAUUGGCAGUCAUUUUCUAUCAUGAAAAGUUCACAGGAGAAAAGGCCAUGGCCUUGAUCAUGUCUCUGUGGGGUUUUGCCUCUUAUAUUUAUGGAGAGAGAAAAGCUGAGUUAAAGAAGAAGAAAAGAGAGGAGGAGAUUUCUAUGGAAACAAGGGUCAAUCAGGUUUAAUUCUUGUUUUUUUUUUAAGGUCAUUGCUAUUUAGUGUUUGUCUCAAUGGAAAAUGUACAAAAGACGUUAGGAUUGAUGUACUUGUAUUUUUCUUUUGAGAGUGGACCAAGCUUUAAUUUU